Messenger RNA from Klebsormidium nitens, 548 nucleotides. The record is from the annotation of a GenBank genome assembly. Lineage: Eukaryota; Viridiplantae; Streptophyta; Klebsormidiophyceae; Klebsormidiales; Klebsormidiaceae.
AUGGCGCGCGCGCUUCUCGUCGUCUCCGUUCUCUUGCCCCUGAUUGCAACCUUUUGCAACGGGUAUGAACUCAUUCCCCCGGGGCCGAAAGAGGUCUUCAAAAGCGGAGGGGGAUCCCUCCAGCGGUGGGGCCCCUCUGAGACUCUAGAGAAGUGGGCGGGGGUAGGGGUGGUGGAACUGACUAUGGAGCCCGGGGGAUUUCUGCUGCCCCGGUAUCUGAACGCGGCGUCGAUUGGAUACGUGCUGGAAGGGUCUGCUAGGGCGCGUGUGGUUACCCCCUUCGGGCCUACCAACCUGCCCCGUCUGAAGCAGGGUGACGUGGUCGCCAUCCCUGAGGGCUACGUCAUGGGCCUGCACAAUGACGGCAGCGAGAAGUUUAGGGUUUUGGGCGUCGCCGACGCCGCGGCCGCGCACGCGGAGGGCUUGAAGAACAUCACGGCGAGUCAUCAUCUCUACGUGCCGAAGCUUGACUUCCAUUUGAUAUCUGGACAGAAUACUGACUGGAAAAUAAAGAGUUCUGUCAGAAGUACUCUUAGCUUGAAGUGGCC